This is a messenger RNA of Malurus melanocephalus (red-backed fairy wren), 596 nucleotides long. Its product is annotated as polypeptide N-acetylgalactosaminyltransferase 13-like. Lineage: Eukaryota; Metazoa; Chordata; Aves; Passeriformes; Maluridae. Bases 33 to 398 code for a protein of 121 amino acids. The record is from RefSeq and is a predicted model, not a curated record. The transcript has 2 exons.
GGAAUGUUGAAACCAACCAGUGCUUGGACAACAUGGGCCGCAAGGAGAACGAAAAAGUGGGAUUUUUCAACUGCCACGGCAUGGGAGGGAACCAGGUGUUCUCCUACACGGCAGACAAGGAGAUCCGCACCGAUGACCUGUGUCUGGACGUGGCGCGGCUCAACGGGCCCAUCCUGAUGCUCAAGUGCCACCACCUGCGGGGCAACCAGCUCUGGGAGUACGAUGCCGAGGUAGCCGGGGMUUCCUGGGAUAAUUCCAGGGUUAUUGGGGCUGGAAAAACCCUCCAAGGUCAUGGAAUCCAAGCUGUGCCCAAUCCCUGCCUUGUCCAAAUCCCAGAGCUCUCAGUGUCACCUCCAGGAGCUCCAGGGAUGAGCACCUCAAACCUCCCUGGAAUUUGAACCCAUUUUCUGUUCAAUAAGAAAUUAUUUUUUCCAUAAUUUGAAUUUAAGCCCAUUUUCUGUUAAUAACAAGCUAUUUUUUUUCCCCUGUAAUUUAAGUUUGAACCCAUUUUCUGUUCAGUAAGAAAUUAUUUUUCCCAUAAUUUGAAUUUAAGCCCAUUUUCUGUUCAAUAGGAAAUUUUUUUUCAUGAUUUGAAU